This is a messenger RNA of Aethina tumida (small hive beetle), 1078 nucleotides long. RefSeq lists its product as uncharacterized. The transcript has 5 exons. The record is from RefSeq and is a predicted model, not a curated record. Lineage: Eukaryota; Metazoa; Arthropoda; Insecta; Coleoptera; Nitidulidae. The coding region runs from base 47 to 1036 and encodes 329 amino acids.
ACGAUUUUAUAGCUUGUGUAUUUUAUAUUUUUAAUUUAUUUAUACAAUGAGUACCUACGAAAAGACAGCUGAACCUUUAAUGUGCACAACGACCAGUGAUGGACACGUGGAUUAUGGCAUGCCUAUUUAUUUUGCUAAAAGCAAUGACUACAGGUCAUCCACCAGAAGGGCACAUGAUUAUAUACCUUCUGAGCCAUACACGUUUAGUCAUAGGAUAAAAGCUGUAAUAAACCCUAACAUCCUCAAUGUGGAUGAAAGGAUCAGGUCAGAAGGAUUCAAAACCUCUUACCAAAGUGCCUACGUCCUUAAGGCAGAUCAGGACCACCCUUCAAAUAAAAUAGGAAAGGCCCCACACAAAAAUGACUUUGUAAAGUCUGUGGAGGAGAAGUUGUUGACGAAUCCUCCGCCAACGGACAAAAUAAGAAUUUCCGAGAUGAAGGAUAACUACAGAAUGCACUAUUGUAAGCCGGAAAUUCAUGAAGUUGGUACUACGAUUAAAGCAGCAAGUACUUACAACGCAAAUGUGGAAAAAACUGAAAUGCCAAUAGCUGGUCCUGGUGUGCUCAAACACUUCGACAUCUACAUGACGGAGAACAAACUCAAGUAUCCCUCAUUCUCGUCCGAAGAACUGAAGAUGGCCAGGACACCCCUGAUUACUUAUUACAAUGCCACAGGAAAAUGUAAGGGCUUCGAUGGAGAACUUAGACCAUCCGAGAAGCCACCCACUCAAAAAUUGCUGUCCAGGGCAAUGCCCAGAGUUCCUAACUUUGGCAUGAGUUCCACCUACAAAGAGGCUUACAAGGAUCAAAAUUAUUCAGAACUUUACCCCUUCAUCAACUCCAAAAACGCCCUAGUAAAAUACGAUUCAGAUAAAGACAGUGCUGGGCCUUGGCAAAACACCUGUGCCCCCGGAAUGUACUGCACCGAAAGCUGCCACGUUGGAACAGGUUGGCCCGUUUCUGCCGUAAUAGAAAUUGAGAAGACCCCAACCACCAUACCCCACAACGUCAAGAGUUGCUCCAGAGACCAAAGAUGAUGUUGUAUUAAAUCAAUAAAAAACCUUAGUUAGAUAAAAUUU